AUGAAUCUAUUAAGCAGCAAUGUAUUCGAUCCAGACAAGGAUAUUCCUGAUCUCAGUGGCAAGGUCUUCAUUGUAACAGGUGGAUCUGCCGGUAUUGGAUUUGGAAUAUGUGCACACUUAUUGCAACACAAUCCUGAGAAGAUCUAUCUACUCUCCAACAAAGAAGAUCAUGCGGAUGAGUCUAUUCAAAAGCUUGGCGAAUGGGGCGAUGCCUCUAAAGUCGAAUGGAAAAAGUGUAAUCUGGAGGAUCUGGAGCAGACCAAAGAAAUCGCUGAGGAACUGAAACAGCUUCCAAAGAUUGACGCCCUGAUUUGCAACGCUGGAUUAGGAGUCGGCGUUUAUAACGAAUCAAGAGACGGCAUUGAUACUCACAUGCAGGUCAACGUCUUUGCGCAAAAUCUGCUAUUGAUGAUCCUCUUGCCAGUACUACUCAAGACGCCAGACUCGAGGAUUGUACUACAGUCUUCUGAAAAUCACCGUGUCGUUUCUUCAGAGACAUACUACAAGGACAUGGAGGAGAUCAACAAAGAUAUUGGCCCGACUUUCCUUUACAACCGCACCAAAUUGGCUCAAAUAUUAUUCGCUCGUAGGCUUGUCAAGCACUUGAAAGCCCAAGGAAAAGGGGAAUCCGUCUGGAUCAACUCUACACACCCAGGAGGUGUCUCAACCGAUCAACCACAUCAAGCUGAAGAAGCUUAUGGUCUGCUUGGAAAAGUUGGAGUCGCUGUUGUUCGACCCUUCCUCGCUGAUCCCGUCAAACAAGGCUGCAAGUCUGCACUGUACGCUGCAACUAGUCCGGAGAUUAUCGAGAAGAAAAUUCAAGGAUCGUACAUUAUUCCGGAUAAGAAGGUCACGGAACCAUCGAGUAAUGCGUUGAAUGACGAGCUUGCUGAGAAUUUGUGGAAGUUGAAUGAGGAUGUCUUGAGGAAGAAGUUUGGGAAGUUGCCGUAUUGA
This is a messenger RNA of Glarea lozoyensis ATCC 20868, 954 nucleotides long. RefSeq names its product NAD(P)-binding Rossmann-fold containing protein. The coding region runs from base 1 to 954 and encodes 317 amino acids. The record is from RefSeq and is a predicted model, not a curated record. Lineage: Eukaryota; Fungi; Ascomycota; Leotiomycetes; Helotiales; Helotiaceae. The transcript has 2 exons.